Messenger RNA from Callithrix jacchus (white-tufted-ear marmoset), 2780 nucleotides. It is a transcript of the gene PEX10, whose product is annotated as peroxisomal biogenesis factor 10. Gene Ontology annotation, molecular function: zinc ion binding. Gene Ontology annotation, biological process: protein import into peroxisome matrix. The record is from RefSeq and is a predicted model, not a curated record. Lineage: Eukaryota; Metazoa; Chordata; Mammalia; Primates; Cebidae. Gene Ontology annotation, cellular component: peroxisomal membrane.
UGACGCAAGGCCUGCGCCGCACGCCGAACCACGUCGUGCCGUCAUCAGGCCUCGCCGCGUGGGCGUGGCUAGCGUGGCUUCCCGGGACCACCCGAACCCGCGGCCAUGGCCCCGGCCGCCGCCAGCCCCCCGGAGGUCAUCCGCGCGGCGCAGAAGGACGAGUACUACCGCGGCGGGUUGCGGAGUGCGGCGGGUAGUGCUCUGCACAGCCUGGCGGGUGCGAGGAAGUGGCUGGAGUGGAGGAAGGAGGCUGAGCUGGUCUCAGAUGUGGCCUACUUUGGCCUCACCACACUUGCAGGCUACCAGACCCUCGGGGAGGAGUACGUCAGCAUCGUGCAGGUGGACCCGUCGGGGAGGCAGGUGCCCUCCUUGCUGCGCCGUGGCGUGCUGGUGACACUGCAUGCCAUCCUGCCCUACCUGCUGGACAAAGCCCUGCUCCCUCUGGAGCAAGAGCUGCAGGCUGACCCUGACAGUGGGCGACCCUCGCAGGGCAGCCUGGUGCCGGGUGGGCGUGGCUGCUCAGGGGCGCGGCGCUGGGUGCGUCGACACACUGCCGGUCUGCCUGAGCAGCAGAGGAGGGCACUGCUGCGGGCGGCCUUUGUUCUCCAGCAGGGCCUCGCCUGUCUCCAGCGGCUACACGUUGCCUGGUUUUACAUCCACGGCGUCUUCUACCAUCUGGCCAAGAGGCUCACAAGGAUCACGUACCUCCGUGUCCACCCCAUGCCCGGAGAGGACCAGAGAGCCCGCACAAGUUACAGGCUACUGGGGCUGGUGUCGCUGCUGCACCUGGCGCUGUCUGUGGGGCUGCAGCUGUAUGGCUUCAGGCAGCGGCAGCGAGCCAGGAAGGAAUGGAGGCUGCACCGUGCCCUAUCUCACCGCAGAGGCUCCCUGGAGGAAAGAGUCGUUUCCAGAAACCCCCUGUGCACCCUGUGCCUGGAGGAGCGCAGGCACCCAACAGCCACGCCCUGCGGCCACCUGUUCUGCUGGGAGUGCAUCACUGCAUGGUGCAGCAGCAAGGCAGAGUGUCCCCUCUGCCGGGAGAAGUUCCUGCCCCAGAAGCUUGUCUACCUUCGGCACUACCGCUGAGCUGCACCUGGGUGGGCCUGGACACAGAUGACUUCCACGGGAGUCUGACCGCCAAGGUUUAGCCUCAAGAUUCACCUUGCACAGAAAUUAGAACAUUCUCACUCUGGUUUUUGCCAUGUCACACACUAACCCAGCCACCCCGGGAGGUAACAGAAAGCUGCACCUGACUGCACUUUCUCAGCGCUGGCAGGGUGCCCAGAAAUGGAACAUUUCCCCGAGCCCAGCCAGGCACGACUCAGCCACUUCAGCAAUCUCACUGUUUCCCUCCAUUCCCCGAACCACACAGUUGAGAACUUCAGAAGUAGCCAGAAGACAAUUUAUUCAUUUAUACUGUGAGAUGGUGGUUCCAUCAGGCUCGUGUUAAGGCAGUGGACUGAAUGAGUAUGUGUUGAGUUGGGAUGGGGCACGGGGGGCUGUGGUUUGCUUCAGCCAAGAGUGGUCAGAACAACAGCCCCAGGGCCCCUGUGGGAGGCAGUGGGAUUCUCCCCCGGGGCAGCUGGGCAGAGCACCUCCACCAGGACUCAAUGACCACAUGGGCAGAGAGAAACCAACCAAGAUUGGCACCUGUCUGAGUCAUUUGGCACACCUUAAACACACAUCAAGGCUGCUUCCAGUUCUAGAAAAUAGAGAGGGCUCUUCCUGACCCACAUGUACUCGAAUGCCAAGUCGUUGGGCGGGCCAGGGUAGGGGGGCUGCCAGGGGCACCCGAGCCCUCUCCUGGGGGCCUGCUGGGCAGGCAACCUGCUGACCCAGGGUCACUGCUGUGUUCAGCCCCUCAGCUCAGCCCCAGCCUAUUUCCUGCCUCCCUUUGACGCUCCAGGUUUUUAAAACUGCAUUUAACCUGUGCCAGAGACAACCUUGCCAUUGGCAUAUUUAAUAAACUAAUUCCACUGAAAUUUGGGGACGUUAAUAACAAGAUUGAACUUGAGAGUUCACAAAGCACGGUGUUCAAAUGCCUCAAGGGCGUACAUCACAUUCGCCUGCUAACUUAGGAACAUGGAUGACCUGGUAUUCCCAGGUUAAUCAACGUCAGCUUCCGGGGGGGGGGGGUUGUGACCCUCUGGACUGGGCGGAGCACCAGGAGAGGCACUGGGGCUACAGGUGGGUGGGCAGAUGCCUCCAUGCUUCCCACAGAAAGAGCGCGGUCCUCCGUGGGUCCAUCCAUCAGCACCCAGUCCUCUGAUGCACACUGUGCUCUGGCCAUGUGCACAGGACUUCCUGUCACAUCUUGGGGCAGGAGCACUUACUAGGAAAACAGUGUGGAAAGUGACAAACGCUCCUGUCUGGAGUCUGAGAACCCCAAGUGCCUCAACACAGCACCAAGAGCACCAGCUGGGCACAGCACUUGCUGACCUGGGUCAGGGACACAUGAGCAGGACGGGCCUCUUGAGCUUGAUGUCAGAUAUGUAGACACUGGCGAAAGAAUGCAGACAAUAAACAUUCACCGUCUGAAUUCUAAGACGGAAACACUGCCCAGAGUGGGGUGCCUGCACGGCCAGGGCCCUCAAGUGCCUUCCCUCGCGUCUCCGUGUCUCGCCCGGGACCACCACAGGGGUGUUCUGCUGCUGGCAAAACUCAGCUUUUGGGAAGGCCAAACAGAAGCCGAGCUUUCUGGUGUCCAGCGACGUCGUGUUUUAGAUAAAGACUACACAAGAAAGGGCACGCUAUCUUUAAUAAAGUGGAGUGAAAAAUCA